UUCAGUUGUAUUCAACUGAACAAUGGCAUACGUGAAACUAUUUGCAGCCACUUUGUUGGCAUUUUUCGUUGGCACUGAGUGUCAACUAAGAGUUGGUCUUGGACGAUAUGAUGUUACCGGUCCCAGUGUAGAAGUUCCAUUUAUGGGAUAUGGAAGUAUGACACAAAGAGGUAUCGGUAUUCAUACUCGUCAAUAUGCUCGUGCAUUCAUUAUUGAAGAUGGAUCAGGAAAUCGAGUUGUUUUCGUAAAUGGAGACAUCAGUGCAUUUACACAUCCAAUGAAGAGAGAAAUCACUAGACGUCUCCGUCUCAGAUUCGGCGAUUUGUAUACCAUUGAUAACAUCAUGUUGGCUCCAACACACACUCAUGGUGGACCAGGUGGCUACCAUCAAUUGGUGUUGUAUGAUAUCACCUGUCUUGGUUUUAUUGAGGAGACAUUCAAUCCCAUCGUCAUCGGAGUUGUCGAAGCUAUAACAAGAGCUCACAACAACAUGCAGGCAGGUCGCGCUUUCUACAGUGAAGUUCCAAUCGAGGACUUUGGUAUCAACCGUUCGCCUGCUUCUUAUUUGGCUAAUCCAGCGUCUGAACGAGCCCGGUAUAGCGAAAAUAUUGACCGAAAUUUACAACAAAUUAAGUUCGUCAACGCAAAUGAUGACGUCAUUGGGGCGUUCCAUUGGGUUGCAACUCACGCCGUAUCGAUGAACAAUACAAACUAUCUCAUUUCGUUCGACAAUUUGGGCUAUGCAUCCUAUCUAUUGGAACAAGAGUUCAAUCCAGGCCAUUUGGUUGGUAGAGGACCCUUCGUUGGCGCUUUUAGUACCUCCAAUUCUGCGGACAUCAGUCCGAAUAUUUUGGGGCCGAGAUGUUAUAGAAAUGGUGGUGAAUGUGAUACAUUGACUUCAGCGUGCCCAGCUGAUGAUGUGUGCAAGGCUGAAGGACCGGGAGAAACUGACAAAGAAAACACGAGAAUUAUUGGAGGUAACAUCUUCAAAGCUGCCCUAAUUGGCCUAAGAUCGGAACCUCAACGUGAGCUCACCGGAAACGUUGGUUUCGUUCAUCAAUUUGUUGAAAUGCAUCGCCAGACUGGAACUUGGUUCAAUCCAACAACACAACGGAAUGAAUCUUUCAGAGGAUGUUUGCCAGCAAUGGGAACCAGUUUUGCUGCUGGAACAACUGAUGGACCUGGAGCCUACUCUUUCUUUGAACAGGGUGACACAACUGGAAAUCCUUUCUGGCAACUCGUCGGAAAUGCGCUACGUCCACCAACUCGCGACGAUCGUGAUUGUCAAAGACCGAAACCUAUUCUUCUGAUGACUGGUGGUAUGAGCUGGCCAUACUUAUGGCAGCCGCAAAGUCUUCCAACUCAGGUACUAAAAAUUGGAAGCGCUGUUAUUUUGGGCGUAGCUUCUGAGAUUACAACAAUGGCUGGUCGUCGGCUACGUGAUACAAUUACAGAAAUUGGCCAAUCAAUGGGCGAAGAUCUUGUAGUUUUACCUACAGGAAUGGCAAAUAUGUACGCGAGUUAUGUUGUAACGUUUGAAGAAUUUCAAGUUCAAAGAUACGAAGCUGGAUCAUCACCGUAUGGACCACACACACUCACAAUUUACCAACAGACAUUCCAACGAAUUUUUACAGCUCUAAUGAAUGGACAAACUGUACCAGCAGGUCCAACACCUAGAGAUGAAAGUCGUAGUCAGCUAACUUUCUUGACGCCGGUUGUUAUGGACACUGGACGAUUUGGAAGAGUUGUUGUUGAACCUAGGGCAACAUAUAACAGACAUCAAGUAGUUUUCACAACGUUCGUUGCUGGUAAUCCGAGGAACGAUCUUAUGACGGAAGGCUCAUACUUCUUUGUGCAACAACUACAGACCAACGGAACAUGGAGGGAUGUUGUAACGGACGCUAAUUGGGAAACGAAAUUCAUUUGGAGAAGAGUCAGUACACUCUUGGGAACAAGUGAGAUAGACUUUUAUUGGACCAUUCCAGCAAAUGUCGAAAAUGGUACAUAUCGUGUCAGACACGUCGGAGCUUCAAGAGGAGCAUUCACUGGAGUUCGUCGAUACGAUGGAAAUACGAGAAUAUUCACAAUUAACUAAUGUUUUGAAUCUUUCUCUGAAUACAUUUUACUAAAAUGAA
Molecule: messenger RNA, 2135 nt
Organism: Bradysia coprophila
Lineage: Eukaryota; Metazoa; Arthropoda; Insecta; Diptera; Sciaridae
Product: neutral ceramidase-like
Biological process (GO): sphingosine biosynthetic process; long-chain fatty acid biosynthetic process; ceramide catabolic process
Cellular component (GO): extracellular region
Molecular function (GO): N-acylsphingosine amidohydrolase activity
Source: RefSeq, a predicted model, not a curated record